AUGAGGAAAGUGCUCGGAGCGUUUUUAGCAGGAGAAACUCGGUAUACAUAUGAGAACAAAAACAUUGCUCUAAGCAUGCAUUGGCUUUUCACCGCAGAGAUCGCUUCUUUCUACGAGGGUUACUAUGCUAACAAGGGAAUAAAGAUCAUCAAGAGUACUAAAGCCACUGGGUUCAGUACCAACUCAAAGGGAGAGGUGACAGAAGUGAAACUAGAUGAUGGAAGAACCCUAGAAGCUGACAUGGUGAUCGUGGACAUUGGUGGUAGACCGAUGAUAUCGCUUUUCAAAGGUCAGAUAGAGGAGGAGAAUGGUGGAAUAAAGACUGAUGGGCUCUUCAAAACAAGCGCAUCCAAUGUAUAUGCCAUUGGAGAUGUCGCAACAUUCCCUAUGAAACUUUAUGGUGAUAUGAGACGUGUAGAACACUUUAACCAUGCUUGCAAAUCCGCUGAACAUGCCGUUAAGGCAAUCAAGGCGGCAGAGGAAGGGAGAUCGAUCCUAGAGUAUGACUAUCUCUCUUUCUUAUACACACGAGUCUUUGAUCUCUCGUGGCAAUUUUAUGGAGACAACGUUGGACAAUCUGUGCUAUUCGGAGACAACGAUCCAAACUCAUCAAAAGCUAAGUUCGGGACUUAUUGGGUUAAAGAUGGAAAAGUGGUGGGAGCGUUUCUUGAAGGAGGAGUUGAGGAAGAGAACAAGGCCAUUGCUAGAGUUGCACGGGCACAACCUUCAGUUGGUAGUCUUGAGGUGUUGUCCAGUGUUGGAGAGUUGCUUAUUGGAUCAAGGGUUAAUAGAAAUAGGGUCUUAGUUUCUUGACAUGUUUAGUAAUAUAUAUGUUUCUUCAAGAGUAUUAACACUCUUGUUUGACCAUACAAUAUCUAAGCAUGUCUAGGAUCU
This is a messenger RNA of Raphanus sativus (radish), 894 nucleotides long. RefSeq names its product monodehydroascorbate reductase 2-like. The record is from RefSeq and is a predicted model, not a curated record. Gene Ontology annotation, molecular function: flavin adenine dinucleotide binding; oxidoreductase activity, acting on NAD(P)H. The transcript has 4 exons. NCBI's taxonomy places the organism in Eukaryota, Viridiplantae, Streptophyta, Magnoliopsida, Brassicales, Brassicaceae. Bases 1 to 813 code for a protein of 270 amino acids. Gene Ontology annotation, cellular component: cytoplasm.